Messenger RNA from Platichthys flesus (European flounder), 9464 nucleotides. RefSeq lists its product as uncharacterized. Bases 589 to 5610 code for a protein of 1673 amino acids. The transcript is spliced from 5 exons. The record is from RefSeq and is a predicted model, not a curated record. Lineage: Eukaryota; Metazoa; Chordata; Actinopteri; Pleuronectiformes; Pleuronectidae.
AAGCGGCAGAGAUAAAGAGAGGGAGGCAGAGAGAAACGACAGGGACAGAGAUGCCGACCGAUGACAUAAUCAAAUGAUUCAACCUGAAUAAGCCAAGACGCUUUGACUGGAUUCAGUCUAUCACUCACUGCACACCGACUUUCUGUUGCUCUGUGGAUGACAAACUUACACUUGGCUCAGAAGUGGGACAGAAGAUGAGCUAAGAACAGUGACCUUGUGGAUAUAAAAAGUGGACAUUUUUUCUUUUCCUGUGAUUUGUUUCUAGGAAAUCUCUCUGGGAUGCUUCCUGUUGUAUGGAUACAUUUCAAUUUAAACAUUAUGUCAUUUACAAUGUCUUUUUGUCAUGGAGAUUUUGACAAGAGGAUUUUUUUCAUCACAAGUUUAUCCUGACCACCCUUACAUUUCUGUUAUUAUUUUAUUUUUUCAUGGCCCCUUCAAAGCCAGCUGCCAUGUGUCUUGCACAUUCUGAAAGACCUUUUUCAAGCAAUUAUUUUCAGAUUUAGUGACAUUAACAACUUCACAAUUCACCCUUCAAACUUCACACGUGCCUCCCACCAAUCCCUCCCACCAUCAGCUUUCCACCCAAGCAUGGGCAAGCCUCUUAGCCGUCCAGGGUGUUUCAGGAAGAGCUCUUGCUGCCUGGAGAAACAUGGAGCUGGGGAUGGGAGAGUGGGAGGGCGAGAUGUAGGAGUGGAAGGGGGAUAUGGAGAUGGCUACAUACCCCAGCGAUCCAUCUAUGAUACCAUGUGCAUCAACCAACAGAUUGACAGCCAUCACCACCACCCUGGAGAGUCCAUACGGCGAGAUGCUGGUGGUGACACAAAUUUCAUCUACUCUGCAAGUGGCUCUCUCAGAUUUAGCAGGUCCCCAGGUGACAUGUUUGAUCCACAGCCCCGCUCCUUAACUCCAAACCCUUCAUUUGUGCGCCGACUAGAUGAAAGAGCCAUUUAUGAUUCACUGAAGCUGGGGGGUCAUGAUGUCAAUGGUGGUGGCUGCCACUCGCCAGGACAUUUUACCCGAUCAGUUUCCCCCUCUGUAUCCUCAUUCUCAGCACCAGGAGUUUCCUCCUCAUCCAAGAAACACCACCAUCACCACCACCAUCACCAUGGAGACAGCACAAAGAGCGGAGAUGGUCAACAUUCCUGGAAAGUCUUACCACCUGCACAACAUCUCGAGUGUCUUGAGCUAACCACAACUGAAAUGAUGGACAGAGGAGGAGGUUAUCUAAACCCAGGACACUAUCCUCCCACAGGUGGCCUGUCGUCCUCUCUUACCUCCCCCCUUAUUUCCCCCUUCUCUGGCUCUCCUCUUUCUUCAGGGUACCAUACUCCAGUAUUUUUCUCCCCUGCCAAGCCUCGCCCUAGUCAGUCUCAGAGUUUGCGCUGUUCCCCUCCACAGGUCGUUCAGCCAAGGCAUUACUCUCAAACCCAGAGUCUUAGGUUGUCACCACCCCAAGAGCUUAGACGAUCACCCUACCGUUCCCCGCUCGUCCAACUCUCUGCUCAUGACCUUGAGCAGGACCUUAGGGAGCGGGGAGGAGGAUGGGGACGCAGUGAGCGAGAAAGGGAUUGGGAGAGGGAGAGAGAAAGGGAGAUGGAGCGAGGGUGGGCCCAGCGAGAGUGGGAAAGAGAGAGGGAGAGAGGCAGACUGGAGAGGGAGAGAGCGAGAGAAAGGGAGAGGAGGGAAACAUCUUUUGGGACCUUUGGAUAUGGCAGACCAGUCCCUCUGCACUCAGAAAGAGACUCUGUGUUUUUAGAUCACGACCAGGGUUUAGACACAACACCCCUGUUGCUUCCCCAGCCAUCACCUUCACCCUCCCCCAAUGCUGCCCCCAGAAUGGGCACCUGCGCAGUGGGUAGGAAUAGAGCUGGAUCAAGGGUUGGUCUUGAAAGUGUAGGUGGGGGAAUGGUUUCUAAGUUUGAGAAUGGGAGUGUUGGUAUGGUGUUAGUUGACAGCAAAUCUGGAUGUGGGCCAAGGUUAGUAUGUGAAGUUAGUGUUGGAAACAUGUCAGAGGCUGAAAUCAGGGCUGGGAUACAUGAACAUCACAGAACUGAAAGCUGGAAAAAUUAUGAAGAAGGAUCCAGGUCUAGCAUUAGAAAUGGGUCUGAAAUAAGAAUGGGUCCCAAAGUGAAAACAAGACCAGGAGGACGGAAUUUGGAGGGAAAAGUGCAAUCUGGGGUAGAGAUAGAAAAUAUGUCUCCAGCUGUGAAGGAGGGACACAGGGGAGGGACAAGGAGUGGGGAAAGAACUGGAAGGGGUUUGUCUAAACCAGAAGUCAUUGAUGAGGCUGUUCCUUCAGCUCCAACUGAUACUGAGGACAGGGUCAGGCCUGGAAAUGAAUUUGUGGUUGGAGCUGGAUCAAAUUCAGGAAUUAAGCAAGAGGCAGGGGUUGAUGCUGGUUCAAGUCAUAUGGAAAACAGGGCUGGAACAGAAGCUGGAGUUGUAGCUAAAGUUAAUAAUGAGGUUGGUUCAGAAGCGGAGUCUGGAGAAGGUGCUAAAGUUGAGACAGAAGUUAAGAUCGCAUUUUCAUCUGAACCAGAGGCAUUACUAGAACCUGGUGUUGAAGAUGAGACCGAGAUCCUGGGUGAGGCUGGGACUGGGGUUGUCAGUGAUGCCCAGAACAGCGCUAUGACAAUGGAUAAAGGUCUGAUAUGUGAUGCUUCUGCACAUAAAGCUGAAGUUCCCCCUUCAGAUCAGGCUGAGAAUAUGCCUCUGGAUAUGGAUAAGAUUGAAUCUAGUGAUAAAGAGAAAGGUUCCAGACCCCACAAAUCCAAAUCUUCUAAGUCCAGUUCCAGGUCACGACCUGGCACAGCCACUGGGCUGCGACCAGGCGUAGUAAGCCCAAAACUAAGCAGGGGGCUUGGAGACCUUGAAUCACAAGGCCCCUCUGAAGGCAUUGAGUCAACCUGGCCUCGUCGAGUCAUGGUUAGAAAGAGGACUGUUAGGCAAGGUGGAGCACUCCAUAACCUCCCUAUUCUCCCCCCACUCCCUUCUGUCCUCUCAGCAUUGGAGAAGAGACGCCCCCAUGCCCUUCUCCACCCCCGCACAGGUCACUUCUCAGAAAACCCACUAUCAAGCGUAAUUAAUUCGACAAGUAUUGUGGGAAGAUGCUCACUUAAAGAGCCCUCCCAUUCAGAAUCAGCACAGGUGGUGAGUUUGGUGGGCAGGGCUUCCUUGAAAGAGCAGAACUUGGAGAACUGGAGGGUCUACAGUGAGCAGGAAGAGCCCAGUAGAUCGCGGAGCAAGGAGAAACAAGGAGAGCAGAGUAAGGAGAACAGGGAACAGACAACUGAAAGGCAGAACAGGAGGGGUAAGGAAGAGAAGAAAGAAAAGGAGAAGAGGGAAGCGAGAGACAAAAAAGAAUACAAAGUGGAUAAGCUAAAAGAGAAGGUUACAGUCAGUGAGGGGAUAUUAGAAGAAACCAAACAAGAAAUGAGAAGAAUGGAAGAAAAAGUCCAAGUAAUUUUACACAAAACUACAGAAGUAAGAAAAGAGAGGGAUGAAGAAAUAAUGUCUGAAAGGUUGGUGGGCAGAGAUAAAAUGAUCAAAGUUGAAAUACAGGAGCAACAUGAACAAGAGUUGGAGGUGGUUACAUUUCAAAAAGAAGAAGUUGAACUGAAAGGAGGAGGAAGUGGGACACUUGGAGAGGAAGGAGGGAUGGAGAGAUGGGAGGAUGUCCUUGACGUGGUCAACACAUUAUGGGAUGAUGGCUGGGAGAAAGGGGGCGCAGGAGGAGAAGGUGAUACAGAUUCCCUCUCAGGGUCACUGCCGCGUUGGCCUCUCCUCCGGCCCCCGGUUGGCUUUGGGGGAUCGCACCCUCCCUCCUCGGCAGCCUCAGAGCUCAGCCUCACAGAGUUAGAAAGGAGAGCGAGGGAGCUGGACUCUGACCUGGAACACUUAGACCUGUCUCAGCCCCACAGGGACUCCCAGGAUCUGUACCAAACACUGCCAGAACCACAGAGGGCUGACAUGUACCAAACGCACCCUGGGCCUCAGAGGGAAAAAGCUGCUCCGAUGACAGGAUUGGGGAGCAGAUCUCAGGUCAUUUUGGAGCUUUCUGCUAUGGCCUCACCAGCUACAGACACAGACAGAACUGCUGACUGGUCAAAACAAUCUGCUGGGACUUCCACUGUUGGCACAAGCUCUACUAAGGAGGACAGCUCUCCAGACUCCAACUUAACGCUGGAGUCCGACUCCAGUGGUGUCUUCCUCUCCUUAUCCAAUCAGAGCCAGGAGGAGACCGGCUCUGACAGUGACCAGCCUGUCAGUGGGUCUGACUUAGGCAGCAGCACGUCACUGGAGAAAGACGGGAACGAUGGAUUGCUAAAGGAAUGGGGACGGGAGGAAAGUGCAGAGCUACAGUGGUGCUACCCAUCACUCCUCAACACCUCCUCACAUGAAGACAUAGAGGGAUAUGUUGAAAAUGAGGAAGUAGAAUCUGGAAUGAUGGAGGGAGAGGAAGAAAGUGAGAAAGAUAGAAAGAUCGGAGUAGUUUCAAUAAUGAAGUCCUCAAUCCACCAUACAGACUUUGAGGACUUGUCUUCUCUGAAUGACCCAUCGAGUCAAGAAAUACCACCUAGGAGAAAAGUGACCGUCAUGGGAAGUGAUUACCCUCUUCCUCUGUCUCCCUCAAAACCACUCAAACACUUUUUCGAUCCCAAUCAGAAGCCAAUCAGAACCUCAGGACUAGACUGUGGUGAUAUAGAUCCCUUCGUCCAAUCAGACAGCUUUGUUUACCUUGCAGUUUCGGCAAGACCUUCCUCCCAUGGAGAUGUCACUACAAUGACAGAAUUUCCCAAUCAUGAUACGAAACAAGAUUCAAUACUAACAAGACUUGAUGAUACAAAGCUAUGUUCAUAUAGCAUGAAAAGACACUUAGACCUGUCAACUCAGGAACAGUAUGCCAAGCUGACUCACCUAGCCCCACAAAAACCAGAGGAAGGAGAUUUUCUGUGCACGGACAGCUUUGUCUAUUUGGCUGCUCCAGCUUGCCUACUGCUCGGCCCUGCAGGAACCACAUCAUACAGUGGCAGGGAGUCAGACUCGGAGAGUUCAGGAUCCGGUCCUGUUGAUGAGUCAGUGCUUGGUUGUGGUUCAGUGGCAGGGGACAGUGACUGGGACUCAGACCAAUCCGAAUCCGUUCCCAGUCGCUCCUCCAGAAGCUCUGCUACUGGGGACAAAUCUGCUGGUGUGUCACAACCAAAGCAGCUGCCUACAGAGCCCGACUGGGACCUGAUUGGAGAAAACACUGAACCUGAAGUGCUGAGUGAGCUUUUCAACGAACAGGACAGAAACAACAAUGGCAAGGCAGGAAAUGUUACAGGGGUUACCACCUGUGUGGCAGCGACGCCAGGCACUCCCAUGGCAUCUCAGGCUGGCACUUCACCAGUCAAGGCGUCAACAACAGUAGAGCAGUCGUCGACAUCCAAGAGAGUGACAUGGCAGUUUAAACCAGCCCAGAGGUCAGUCUGCACAGGAAGCAGAAAGGAGAGAGACAAGGAAAUGACAUCAGCCCAGUUCUCUGAACUGGGAGAAGGCGAGACGCAUAGACCCCCACCUUUGUCUUCAUCGUCUUCAUCAUCUUCUCCUUCGUCAUCUUCCUCCGGUUGACGUGUGAAGGAAAUGGUUUUGGUUCAACCACUUGGGAAGAGCUUUCAUUGCCCGAAGUGAUUGGUUUGGAGAAAGGUAUAUAAUAUAUCUUCAACUUGUUUUAUAGAAACUGAUCGCUUCAAAAACUACAGCUUUUUUGCCUGUAUCUUCUGCAUCUUGCUGCUGCCAUUGCCUUCUUAUGACCUUAUAAAGGUUGCAUAAAGGACUAGUUAAUUGUUGCUUUUUUCUUAGAUUAGCUUAAAUAAUAUCGUAUAUGAUGAGUUUAAAAUUGGGACGGUGUGAGACUCAGGCUACAAGGAACCCUUCAGGUUGAGAUUGUGUGGAAAUACAGCCACUGAAAGAGCAUUUUAGGUAAGAUAUGCAAAGUGUCAUUACUAAUGCGUUAUAUCAACAGUGAACUUUUGAAACACAGGGUUGAUUUAUUAGUUUCCUGUUCACAUAUUCUCUAUAUAAAUAAUACAUAUUAUAUCUGUGAGUUUUUAUUCUAUUGAAUGUAUUGUACAGGAUACACACUCCUCCAAAAAACAUCCACCCUAAAACAUUACACAUAUCAGAAAUUCCUAAUUAUUUUGUUGAAAAUUUUAAAAUGUAUUUCAGUAUUAUAAUUCAGUUACAAUAACACAUGUUAAAUGUGUCAUGAUGACUGAUGGAGAGAGAAUUUCUGUUUUCUUUAAUAUUUAUAGAAAUUACACAUCCUCCACCACAUAAUGACCUGACUUUAACAAUUAAUCUUACUAAUUAAUUUUUGUAAUUAAUAAACUAACUUUUAAAAAACGAUGAGCUCGAACUUUACAGCGUAUAAUGUAUUUUUUAAUCAGAUUCAACUUUACAGUGUAUUUAACAGUGUGUUGAUAAUACAUUUUAAACAUUGAAUGUACAAACAUAAUAAAAAUACAAAAAUAACUGAAGGAUUUAGUUAUAAAGUUUGACUUAAAUCUUUAUCUAUUAGAUUAAAAAAAUGUGAAUGUAAUAAUUUAGCAAUAUGCCUACAGUCUAAUGCUAUACACUAUGUUUCAUUUGUGGAAAUUUUGCCUGAUUGGAGUGGACAAUAAUGUUUGAGAUACAUUUUUAAAUACAGUCAAUUACCAAUUGUAAAUGCAGCCGUACAUUCAUUUAGAGGUUCAAUGUGUCAUAUUAGGUGGUUUGGUUCAACUGCCAUUAACAAUGAGACCAUGACUGAGAUGACCCAUGACUUUGUCUCUGUGUUUUUAGUGCCAGCGAUCUCAAAAUAAAGACUUAAUUUCCCUUAAUUCUCUCUUAAAUCCACUCUCUCCUUUCCUCUUUUGCAUCUUUGGCAAUGCUGAAGAGGUUAAACAUGUUGGAGACAUGUUUUUUUUUCCAUUUGCCUCUCACUCUAAUUAUUUCACAAUAAGAAAAUACUUAAACUUUUGCUUUGAUUGUACCCAGAUUAAAAUACUCUAAAAGAUUUCCCCUCCAAAUCCGAGUUGGCGGCACAGAAUGUCAAAUUCAGUUUGGAGGCUGGAGGAGCUGCCAGUCAUCCCAGCAGUGGUCUUGUUGUUGAGUAAUCAUUAAGUACUAAUGUCUUGAUUUACAGAUGUUAAAAUGAUACAUGUAUCACCUUUAAAAGAGUGCACAGUGCUAUCAGAUCAAUUACUUUAUACAAGUAUGGCAAAAGAAAGGUGGACGCUUCACAAAUGAUUGUCCCUUACGCAAUAAUCGAUUUUGUAAUGCCAUCAUGAAAGGCUGCGUGGGAAGAGUGUAUGGGCCGAGAGGCAAAUCAGCUCCUGAUCAGGUUUAGUUGUUUCUCAGAUUUGCUCUUGAAUUUCAGAAUGGUUAAUGAGAUGUAACUGAACUUUGACAACCUCCAAGUAAACUGAUUGUGUCUUAAGGUGGGCAAACGCUGUGCGAGACAUGUUGUUCUUGAAUUCAGCCUGACGCUGUGCGAUUAAUCAUCUGAGAUGUGAAGCCAAAACUCUCUAGCGCUUUCACUACACUGUCCGAUUUUUUCACGCAACCUGACUGACCUCACACUAAAUUACCUGAUGGGGUUUGUGUCAAAGAUGAAAUCGUUACUUGUUUUGUUAAUAAUAAAGGAGAACCAUAGAAAGAGUAGCUAACUACAUUUGAGGCUACAAUAUUAUAAAUUGAUCACUAGCUACCCUCUGGACACUGUACAGUAGGAGCCCCGUUAUCCCUCUAUCUUUUUUGUCUUGCUAUACAUUUUUUUCUAGCCAUGAUCUAAAUUUUCCUGUUAUUGUUUCAUGCCAUGUGGGAGAGCCUGACAUGUCGAAAACUCAUCCAACCGUCUGGCGAGUGGCGGAAACAAUCUGAACACAACAAUGCUGACAAUCUGUUUGACUCUAAAAUGUGUCACGCAACUUAGAAAUGAAACUUGGGCUCAAAUCGCACAGCGUAUUUCCAGCUUUUGUGUUUCGGGAGUGAAGGGGAUGACUUUGAAUCUGGAAGGUGACUCUGUUCUAAUGCAGCAGCCAUAUUUAUUGAUUGAUGGUUUGAGAUAGGUGCUUUUAUUUUUAGAAGCUUUAAAUGCUCCCACGGUCCUAAGUUCAAAUGAUGAUGCUUUUCGGCAAAACCCGUAAUGCACCUGUCAAGUUCUGUGAUAUAUUUAAUUCUGGUGCUUUUGAGCACAUAUGUACAAGCAAAUCCACAGAGGAAUGAGGUGCUUCAUUGGCAUAUCUUUGUUUUUAAAGCUACAGAUCUUUUUUUUUACUUUUUUAAGAAGUCAGUUACGGCUGAACUAAUAACUGAUUACGUUUUAAAACUACUUGGUACUUUCUUACCCAUUUCAUAAUGCAUUCAGCAUAUAUUGCUUGAUAUCAGUUUAAAAUCCAACAAGCACUUCAAAUCAUAAUGAAGGUUGCAAGCAUCAACACAUUGAAGGUGAGCUUUACGCAUGGCUUAAUGACUCACUUUCUGGCCAAAUUGUCCAGUGUGUGUGUUCUGAAGAUUUUAACAUUAAAAAUCAGUUAAAUCUGUCAUAAUGUUUGUGGUCUCCCACGUUUUUAAAAUCGGUCCAGUUGAAAAUCCUUUAGUGUGCAGCUGCCAUUAGGUGGCGAGGGGAUCCUAAGUAGGAAAACAAAGGAAUAUAUAAUAAAUCAUUAUAGAACCACAUGUCAUUGAGUUUAUUACUUGAAUAGGCACAGCCAGACAACAAAUACUUGGGGCCUUUAUCACAUUAUGAAUAGGAAGUGAAGUCUGUCUGGCACACCCAUGCCCAGGUGCCUUACUCGGACACUUAAUGGGAGAAAUAUGAGAAAAAGAAGGCCGACAUGGCAAUUCUUGAACUUUACAAUGGGUUUUGUAAACUGAAAAAAAUAUGAAUGUUAAAGUUUGUUGUGCCAACGCUUUUAGGCGAUUGCCAACAGCCAGACUUUUUCCAUCCUUCAUCCAAAUAAUUUACAUCCUAUUUAUUAUUAUUAUUAUUAUUAUUAUUAUUAUUAUUAUUAUUAUUAUUAUUAUUGUCUUGGUAUUCAACAUAUUUAUAUUCAGCUAUGUUAUACAAAUAAAAUGUGAUUGAACCUCUUCAGCUUAGCCUGUCUAAGUCUUGACAAAACCUAGAAUAUCAAACAAACACCUGUGUGACUGGUUGAAUGGAGAAUUAGCGGUUCCCAUGGUUUAGCGAAUAGAGAGCUAAUCAAACCUGAUCUGUUGUGUUUCAUAUUUUACUUGAGUGGAGCCAACAAAUUGAACAUCAACCAAAUUACUGGACUAAAAACUGCCAUACAGGCGACCUGGAACUUCCAGAUAUUAAACACAGGGUUCGUAUCAUUAAGAGUGACCUCUUCUUUGAAAGUGGCAAACAGGACAGGGUGGCCUUCCACACAGUUUGGACACAUUCCAUUCACAUUUCACAUGAGAGCUAAAUAUAUAUAUAU